Messenger RNA from Pecten maximus, 2992 nucleotides. RefSeq names its product cilia- and flagella-associated protein 58-like. The record is from RefSeq and is a predicted model, not a curated record. Gene Ontology annotation, cellular component: cytoskeleton. NCBI's taxonomy places the organism in Eukaryota, Metazoa, Mollusca, Bivalvia, Pectinida, Pectinidae.
CAACGAUUGUAUACAUGACACACAGACAGACAAACCCAAUACGCAGGAACUUGGAGAUAAAACAAAUACACAAUGUCUGAGGAAAAGAAGGAUAAGGAAAAAACUGGAAUAGAUGACAGUGCCUUUGAGUCGCUGGAAAAGGACUUCCAGGAAGUCCUCCAGCAACUUACUGGUGACAGAAGCUUGGAGAAGUUCAGGUCUGAAUAUGAAAAACUACACAAGGCUCUGAAGAAAUCUCAUGAAAGCGAGAAGAGGUUAAUGCAAAAAUGUCGAGAACUGAAUGCAGAGAUAGUUGCCAACUCAGCAAAAGUUGCAACAGCACUGAAGCUAUCACAGGAAGAUCAGAAUACCAUAACCUCAUUGAAAAAGGAAAUAGAGAAAGCAUGGAAAAUGGUUGAUGCUGCUCACGAGAAAGAAACAAGGGCCAGGGAGACCAUUCAGUCUCUGAAAAUGGAAAUCGCCAACCUCAGCAAACUUGUGGAGCAGGGCGCAGGUUUAACCAUGGGACAAGAACACAGUGUGAACGAGCUGCUGAAGAUCAAAGAAGAUUUGACCAAGGAGCGGGAUGAACAGCUUGGUGAGAUUGUGAAGUUACGUGAAAAUCUUGCCCAGGCUUCAGCUCAACAACAGAAACUAGAGCAGGACCGAGCUGAGUGUGAGGAAAAGAUCCAAGAGCUGAACCAGGACAUCCAAGUUCGCAACAAUGAAGCUCAGCGCGAGUCUCGCAAGAAGGACAAGACCGAGCGUGAGCUGAAGCAAGCGAAGGCUGACUUGGACUCCAAAUCUGGCGAAAUCAAAACCAUGCAGACACAAAUUGGACGCUACAAGGAGGACGUCGGCAAGCUUGAACAGCAGCUCAAGGAACAAAGGAUUCUGAAUGAGAGGGCUCUCAAGGACUGUGAUAUCCUCAAUACAAGAUUCCAGAAACUGCAAGGGGAGUACGAAGGUCAACUCAUCACUACCGAUCAAUUGACCGCUGAAAAUCAGAACAGAGUGUCCGAACUUAAGCAAAAAGAGGAUGACGUCAAUCAGCUGAAACAAGAGACGCAACGUCUCAACAAGAUCCGAGAGACAAUCCAGCGUAAACUGAGGAAUGUGGAGGACCAGAAGGGUGAUGUUGAACAACAGAAAGAGACCCUGAAAAGUCAGAUUAUCGGGCUGGAGAGAGAACUGGAGGCUUCCAAGAAGCAGGCUGAGUUGGACAAGAAGCAAAUUGAUGACCUUGUCCGAGAGAAGGACAUCUUGAACAAGAACAUGUUGAAGGCCAUCAGCUCCACCCAAAAGCAGCUUCACCUGGUGAAACUCCACGAACAGUCUAAGAAAAACCUGGAACAGGACAUCCAGAAUUACAAGGAGGAGGCCCAGAAACAGAGGAAGAUCAUCUACCAGCUCGAGAAGGAGCGUGACCGCUACAUUAACGAGGCCAGCGACCUCACACAAAAGGUGCUUGGUCAUAUGGAGGAUGUGAAGGUUAGGGAGAUGCAGAUCUUUGACUAUAAGAAAAAGAUUGCAGAGGCUGAGACCAAACUGAAACAGCAGCAGAACUUGUACGAGGCUGUAAGAAGUGACAGGAACUUGUACAGCAAGAACCUCAUCGAGUCUCAGGAUGAGAUUACUGAAAUGAAGAGGAAGCUGAAGAUCAUGAACCACCAGAUCGAUCAGCUGAAGGAGGAGAUUCAGGCCAAGGAGGCCGCGCUAGUCAAGGAACACUUAGAACACCAGCGUGUGGAGAAAGAGAAGGACACCCUCAAGGGCGACCUCAACAAGAUGAAACAACAGGCUGCAGAAAGUAAGGCCUACAUUGAUGCGCAGGAGGCCGAGGAGAGGAAAUUACUCAAGAUUAUUGCGGAGGCUGACGCAGAGAGAGUGAGACAGAAGAAGGAACUGGAUCAAGUGAUCAGUGAGCGUGACAUUCUCGGGACACAGCUGGUGAGGCGUAACGAUGAACUUGCCUUGCUAUAUGAGAAGAUCAAAAUUCAGCAGUCGACGCUGAACAAGGGCGAAAUCCAGUACAACCAGCGUCUUGAGGACAUCAGAGUUCUCAAACUCGAGAUCAAGAAACUUCGCCGUGAGAAAGCUAUCCUCAACAAGAGUGUUGCUAACGUCGAAGACCUUAGGCGAGAGGUUCAUCACAUCCAGACAGAGUUGUUACGGGAGAGGACUCGCUGUAAGGCCCUGGAGGAGGAGUUGGAGAACCCCAUGAACAUCCACAGAUGGCGGAAGUUAGAGGGAAGCGAUCCAAGUACUUACGAAAUGAUCCAGAAAAUACACACACUCCAAAAACGUCUUAUCUCCAAGACGGAAGAGGUCGUGGAGAAGGAACUGCUAAUUCAGGAAAAAGAGAAGCUAUACUUGGAGCUCAAACAUAUUCUGGCCCGACAACCUGGACCCGAGGUGGCCGAACAGCUCCAGAUCUACCAGCAAACACUCAAAGAAAAAACGAAACAGAUGAAAUCCAUGUCUUCAGAGUUGAAUAUGUACGAGUCUCAGGUGAACGAAUACAAAUACGAGAUCGAGAGAAUAGCAAGGGAAUUGGUGGAAGUGAAGAAAAAAUACUUCAUGCAGAAAAAGAAAGAACAACAAACAAAGGAGCGAGAGAGAGCCAUUACUCAGGCAGGUGGUCCUAUUAUACAACCCCAACGAACAGAAGGUCCGCGGUUCACGGGAGGAGGUUUCAACCUUAAAUCUACAAAGACUGCGGCAUGACACGCCUAAAACUGCUCACUAUUCCGUCCAAACUUAAACAUUUUACACUCUUUUAUUUAAAUUUUGGUAACACUGCAGGAUUUUUUUUACACUUCUUAGUUGAACAUCAGUAAGAACAAGUGCUGAAUAUUAUUUAGAAUAAAUAGAGAAAAAGAACUUUGUUUAAGACCAAGAUGAAGGACAUUAAUAUUCUGAUUUAUCAAAAUUUACCAGUGUCUGUGAUAUGUUGCCGAUUUUGUAUGCUUUAGUAUAAAAUCUGCUGAAUAAAUUCUGUUAUGUAAACAAA